Chenopodium quinoa (quinoa) is the source of this 800-nucleotide messenger RNA. RefSeq lists its product as uncharacterized. The transcript is spliced from 2 exons. Bases 42 to 329 code for a protein of 95 amino acids. The record is from RefSeq and is a predicted model, not a curated record. NCBI's taxonomy places the organism in Eukaryota, Viridiplantae, Streptophyta, Magnoliopsida, Caryophyllales, Amaranthaceae.
UUCGUAACCUUUUGGAGGGUCAUAGGGGGGGGAUUAGAGAAAUGGAAGAAGAUUGGAAGGAAGGUGUGAGAAAAGGAGGAUGUGAGAGACUACAAAACGCUCUUUUCGACUGCCAUCGCCGUAUUCCGGCGGGUCCGGCGAGAAAAUCAGCUUGCCGCCACCUUAACCGCGCUUUUUCCGACUGUCUUGUCGCCGUUAUUUGCCCAUCUCAAUUGGAAGCCGUUAAAUCGCUCUGUUCUAGCGGUGGCACCGCCUUGAAACGCUCGCAAUGUCAAGAAGCUCGUCUUAAUCUCUCUGUUUGCCUAUCUCUACACCAAGAUCAAGAUUAAGAUUACCCUUAAUCUUUUUUAGCAUAAUCUCGAAGAAAGUUAUGAUAUUUUUCAUGCCAUGGAAAAUUGGAAGUAGAAAAACAUCCCAAAUUCCCAAGGGUAUAUAAUGUCAAAUGUUCAGCUAACAAGAUUUGGUGCCUCUGCAAGCAAUUAGGCUAAGCUGGACUGCGAAAGAAAUGGCUUACAUCAACUUGGGUGUAGGAUAAGAAUUAGGCAUAAAUGAUACGGAGUAUAUCAGAAGCGGUUGGUGAAGAGCACAAUCAAGUCCCCCAUGUUCAAGUCUUCCCUGUUUUUCCAUGCUAGUGAUUGAAAUGAAGAAACUGUAAGAAAUACAAGGUCAAAAAUUGAGCAUGCUAGUUUUCGAAUUUGAUUACCCGUUGUAUGCUUUUACCCUUGCUUAAGGGAAGUUAAAUUUCGUAAAUAAGUGGAUACCAAUUCUCAGUACAUGGUGUUUGAGAAGCUUGUUUUAAA